Molecule: messenger RNA, 1074 nt
Organism: Encephalitozoon romaleae SJ-2008
Lineage: Eukaryota; Fungi; Microsporidia; Unikaryonidae
Product: putative 1-acyl-SN-glycerol-3-phosphate
Exons: 1
Coding region: 1-1074 (357 amino acids)
Cellular component (GO): endomembrane system
Molecular function (GO): acyltransferase activity
Source: RefSeq, a predicted model, not a curated record
AUGGCUGAAGUGAUGAGAAGGGUUUGGAAUGGUAUGCAGUUUAUAAUAGCAAUGAUAGUAUAUUUUUCAUAUAUUAUUGUUGGGCUUAUAGUUGUAUCUGUGGCCAAACUGGUGUGUUGUGGAGAAAAAUCUCAAAGAGUUCUUAGGAAGUCGGCAAAGGUCGGAUGGCUCCAUCUCACACGGGCUAUGUUUUCUAGAUACUUUCCUCAGAGGGUGUUUAUCAGGUACAACCCGAUAAUACUUAAAAGGAAUAGAAAUGUUGUGAUUUCAAAUCACUUGACAGAGUAUGACUGGCUAUUCGUUUGCUGUGUCCUCCAUUACCUUAAAAGGUUUGAGGACCUCUGUAUUAUUCUCAAAAUGUCUUUAAGGAACAUUCCAUUGUUAGGCUAUGGUAUGAAGUUUUUCCAAUUUAUUUUCUUGAACAGAAAGGUAAGCAAGGAUAGGGAGAUUAUUAUGAGUGGGGCAUCUAGGCUCAAGAAGGAAGGAAAGUAUGACCUUCUUCUUUUUCCAGAAGGGACAUACAUAGACAAAUGUUCCCACCCCAAGUCUCACAAGUGGUCGGUUGAGGCAAACGUAGAGGUUGAAGGAAAGGGGUUUGAUCCUGAGGAGGUUCUUAUUCCAAGAACCACUGGAUUUAAGAUACUUAGGGAAAAUAUUCGGGAUGAUAUGGAAGGAGUCAUAGAUCUCACGAUGAUAGGGAAUCCUUAUGUAAAGUAUCCCAAUGAUGUCUUCUCUUAUUGGGAUGUGAUAAUAAACAAAUCACAGAAGGUGAACUUCAUGUUCUUCCUGGAUUACAUUCCUAAUAAUGACGGUAUGGAUGGCGAUGAUUUUCUCCUGAAGCUAUUUGAGGAGAAGGAGAAAAUGAUAUCUAGGUUUAGGAAGGAGAACGGAGAUAGGUGUAUAAGAAGUAUAGAUGAGUUCAAGAAUGUUGCGGAUUCAUUGUCACGUCCUGAGACAGAACACAUAGAUAUGGAGAUUGAGUUGUCUUCUCAUUGGGGCCCCUUCUUUUAUGUUAUGUUUAUUCUCGUCUCGGGACUGUUAUUAGGAUCUGCUAUAAGGUUUUGUUCGAAAUAA